This is a messenger RNA of Hyposmocoma kahamanoa, 326 nucleotides long. RefSeq lists its product as uncharacterized. The transcript has 2 exons. The record is from RefSeq and is a predicted model, not a curated record. Bases 62 to 310 code for a protein of 82 amino acids. Lineage: Eukaryota; Metazoa; Arthropoda; Insecta; Lepidoptera; Cosmopterigidae.
CGACGCGGCGGUGUGGCUCGAGCACGAGUGCAUUCGUGAGACACAAGGGCAAGCCAGGGGCAUGGUCGGCUUCGAGCGCAAAAAAAUGGACUGCUACGUAUAUUUCAAGACCGCAGCUUUCGUAGAAUUCCGCUACAAGUUUGUAUACUCAGCCAGAUUAGAGUUGGCGAUGUAUGGCCACGAUGAGCCACUUGCUAAUGUGCCCGACCCGUGGACGAAUACUGAAACCACCGACCCGUGGUGGCCCACGGACAAGAAGCUUGUAUGGGGCAACUUCAAACCCGUCGGACUUCCUAAGUGGGAUGUAUAAGCCGCAGAGUACAUAU